Clupea harengus (Atlantic herring) is the source of this 2778-nucleotide messenger RNA. RefSeq names its product Yes-related kinase (gene yrk). The record is from RefSeq and is a predicted model, not a curated record. Lineage: Eukaryota; Metazoa; Chordata; Actinopteri; Clupeiformes; Clupeidae. Gene Ontology annotation, biological process: protein phosphorylation. Gene Ontology annotation, molecular function: protein binding; ATP binding; protein tyrosine kinase activity.
UUCCGGACAUAGCAAAUACGUUCGCUUCCCACACCUCAAAGACUAGACUCUUUUUCUAUCCCAGGCUGUCUCAAGCGUUGGUCUUCUCAGGAGCCGGUCCGAGUCGCUCUGAACGGUGAACCGCUCGGUGUCUCUGUCUCAGGACGUGGACGGGCAGAUGACCACAAUAAUUAAGUGAUGGGCUGUGCAUACUGUAAGCAGCGGAAGGCAGCAAAAGUAGUGGAGAUAGCCGACCCUUCAACAUGUGACUCAGGCACCGGGGCUGUGGGCUUACGGUAUUGCCCCGAACCAACACAGAACCCAGGGGCGGAGCUCAUCCCUAACUUCAACAACUUCCCCAUGUCCUCCACACAACCCUUCUGCCCUGGAACAGCCUUCACCAGCAGCAUCACCCAGCAGCGCGGCACAGCCAUCACAGGUGGGGGCGUGACUCUCUUCAUAGCUCUCUAUGAAUAUGAUGCUCGAACAGAGGACGAUCUUUCCUUUUGCAAAGGAGAGAAAUUCCAUAUUAUUAACAACACGGAAGGUGAUUGGUGGGAAGCCCGUUCCCUGGACACAGGGAAUUCUGGGUAUAUUCCAAGCAACUAUGUGGCUCCAGUGGACUCAAUACAAGCAGAAGAAUGGUAUUUUGGCAAGAUGGGUCGUAAAGAUGCAGAGCGUCAGUUGCUUAGUUCAAACAACCCAAGGGGAACUUUUCUCAUACGAGAAAGUGAGACCACAAAAGGAGCAUACUCACUGUCCAUCCGUGACUGGGAUGAUGGGAAGGGUGAUCAUGUGAAGCACUACAAGAUUAGAAAGUUGGACAAUGGUGGAUAUUACAUCACAACUCGCACGCAGUUCGACACAGUUCAGCAGCUUGUAGAGCAUUACACAGAACGAGCUGCAGGGCUCUGCUGUCGUUUGAUGGGCAGCUGUAGGCGGGGCAUGCCUAAAUUGGCUGACCUAUCAGUGAAGACUAAGGAUGUAUGGGAAAUCCCACGCGAGUCACUCCAGCUCAUGAAGAAGCUGGGCAAUGGACAGUUUGGAGAAGUGUGGAUGGGCAUGUGGAAUGGCACCACUAAGGUGGCGGUGAAGACCCUGAAGCCAGGCACCAUGUCCCCCGAGGCCUUCCUGGACGAGGCUCAGAUCAUGAAGAGGCUCCGCCAUGAUAAGCUGGUGCAACUCUACGCAGUGGUCUCUGAAGAACCCAUCUACAUCAUCACUGAGUUUAUGAGCCAAGGGAGUUUGCUUGACUUCCUGAAAGAUGGAGAGGGUCGAAAUCUGAUCCUUCCUCAACUGGUAGACAUGGCAGCACAGAUCGCAGCAGGCAUGGCAUAUAUCGAGCGGAUGAACUACAUCCAUAGAGACUUGCGUGCAGCCAACAUCCUGGUUGGAGAGAGCCUAGUGUGUAAAAUUGCAGACUUUGGACUGGCGCGACUCAUUGAGGACAAUGAGUAUACAGCCAGACAGGGAGCGAAGUUCCCCAUCAAGUGGACGGCCCCAGAGGCAGCUCUCUAUGGGAAAUUCACCAUCAAAUCCGAUGUCUGGUCUUUUGGUAUCAUGCUCACCGAGCUCAUCACCAAGGGCCGUGUGCCAUACCCAGGCAUGAACAAUAGGGAGGUGCUGGAGCAGGUAGACCGUGGGUAUAGGAUGCCCUGUCCCAACGGCUGCCCUCCCUCACUGCACGAGCUGAUGGUCCAGUGCUGGAAGAAGGACGCAGAUGAGAGGCACACCUUCGAGCACCUUCAGGGAUUCCUAGAGGACUACUUCACUGCUACUGAGCCUCAGUACCAGCCCGGGGAGGACCUGUGACCCCACACACACACACACACAUACAUACAAAGACUCAUGCAAGCACAUCCAUACACAGACACACAACAAACACGUUGACCCACAUACACAGAACACACUGGCAAACAGUCUAUUCUAUUAGAUUGUAUUCUCAUUAUGAAUACAAAACAAUAUCAACAUGAAAUAUAAUAUGUAACAGUUAAAUUAUAUAUAGAAUGUAUGUUGCCACAGUCCUGAUAAAUCUGUACUGUUCUAUGAUUUUCCUUCUUCCCCUCUGUAACUCCUCCAGUUACACUCAAAUUCUUGUUUACAUACACAUACACUGACCCACUCAGUUGUUUGUGUGUAGAUAACAGUUUCACUCAGCCAGCCCUCUAGGUGGCACUGUGUUCUUUCUGCAGUAUUGUUUCAUACCAAGAUGCUGCAUGAUGUCAUUCUUUCAAUGUAGGUAUAUUGUUUGUAUAAUUGUCUUCUGCUUGUGGUAUUAACAUUCAAUUUUUUUAAAAUUCACUAUUGACAUUACGGUCAAGAGUGAUUUUGACUCCUGCUUUUCUACAUUUCUAACUUAAGACAGGUAUGUUUUGUUAUGCUUGUAUGUAGGAUUGCUGACGCUGGAACUUGUGAGCGCACAAACGAGAGCAUCACCAACGGUGUGGGACUGUGUCGCUAGUAGUCAGUGUUUUUGGUAUCCUUGGUGUUCAGUCUAUAAAGCUAGGCCUGAAUGACCGUGCCUGACCAAACUAUUUUUUGUAUUAUGCCACUUUGAAUCAAUGCCCGUAGAGUUUGUGUAGUGUGCACUUAAUGUGUUAUCAAUGUCCUUAGAGUUUGUGUAGUGUGCACUUUAUGUGUAGCAGCAGCUGAGGUAUUAAGCAUUUAAGGAUUAUUGUGUUGGAAACAGUAUGUGCAGCAUUUGUCACAUUCUUCAAGCUUAUGAUGCCUUUUUUUGUACUGUCACAAACUACCCUAUCAUCUUCUGAUUGUGCAAAUAAAACAACUACUCAGAGACCA